Molecule: messenger RNA, 1089 nt
Organism: Synchytrium microbalum
Lineage: Eukaryota; Fungi; Chytridiomycota; Chytridiomycetes; Synchytriales; Synchytriaceae
Exons: 5
Coding region: 1-1089 (362 amino acids)
Molecular function (GO): zinc ion binding
Source: RefSeq, a predicted model, not a curated record
AUGGCAACCGUUGAUGAGAAUCACGGGAGGCAGGAAGAGAGGAAUAUGACUGAUAGCGCAGCAAUGCCGAGUCCACUACAGGACAUUAAAGCGUCAGAGGAGGAAGAGAGGCGAUGCUGGAUUUGUUUAGUGAGUGACACUGAGUUGAAAAAUCAAUCAUGGAGCAAGCCAUGCAAAUGUAAAUCGUCGCUGAAAUGGGCACACGAAGCAUGUCUGCUUAAAUGGAUUGCCGAAAAAAGUACACCUACAUCGUCCAUAGUCGCUUGUGCUGCUUGCGGAUAUCAGUAUAAAAUCAAACAGAACUCGACGGCCAUACUCAGUGUCUUUGCAAUCAUCGACAAGGUCUAUGGCGAUAUAGUCCCAUACAUCUCCCUCGCCGGUCUCGGAACAGCUGCAAUGGUCGCAUCAACAACGUACGGCGCUUUUGUAGUAUACAUGUUUUGUGGGCCACUUGAAGGAGAAAGAAUACUCUCAGAACCAUGGAGCUGGCGUACAUGGCUUGGUCUCCCCAUGAUUCCGAUUGGUCUGAUAUUGUCACGGUUGUCAUCGCCUGAACCGCUACUUCCGCUACUGCCCUUCAUCAUUAUUGGGAAUCGGCAGAUGAAGCUUACGAUGCCGCCUUCUCCAGCUCUCACACUAUGCCUCCUCCCAUGGUCUCGAAUUGUAUACGCCAGAGCAUAUAAAGCAGUGAAGGGCCUCAUAUUCCAAAAGAGGGGUGAAGCAGCACCACCACCAGUUAUACCAGCCGAUGAUCUUGAGUUUGAUAAUCCUGGGGUAGCAGAAGACGAUGAUUUCGUAAUGAAUAAUGAUGGUGUUGUAGUUGGUAACGGUGAACGUCUUGAAAGAAGGAAUGGGCCGAGAGUUGUAGUGGGUGCUUUGCUACUACCUGCACUUGCAUCGUUUCUUGGACAAAAUCUGAUAUCUCGUAUUGCUUUGGUUCGAAAAUAUUUCCCGGAUGUGUUUCAUCAGUCUCUAAUUGGUGGUUGUGCGUUUGUCGUUAUCAAGGAUUCGUUGGACUUGUUGUAUCGCUAUCUGAAACUUUCAAGGGACAAGUCCCGGCGUGUGCUCAAUUAUAAUGGAGGAGAUUGA